AAUCCUUUCUGCAACAGCCUCCCGCGCGCCCGCGCGUGUGUGUUUGUGUGUGCCUGUGUCUGUGCCUGUAUAUCUGUCUGUACGGAUACUGCGCAUUGCCUGGCGACCAAACGGCUCUUGAUUGACAUCAUUCACCGUCCUUUAACGAUACGGCGCGCGUUCCUUCUAACCCCGUGCCCCCUCCCCAAUUCCCAGUUUCCAGUUCUAGGAAGGAAGGAAGGAAGGAAAGAAAGAAAAAGUGGAGAUCUUCAUAAUAUUUACAGGCUCCGCAAUUUCAUCGCUCCUUCACUUGAAACACUUCCAACUCCAGUCUUGGACAGGGAAACCCAUUCCCCAACCGUCACGUCCCGCUGCGCCAACUUUGGAUUUUCUGUCUCUCUUCCUCCACUCCUCCUCAGCUCGGUGCUGAGUCUUUUGUCUUUUUCUUCGACAGACAAUCCCCGACGAACCUGCUACAGGACUGGACCUUGCAGCAAACCAGCCAAAGCAACCAAAACGAGGGAGGGAAAGGGAAGGAAAGAAAAAAGAGACAUCCAUCCCAGACAACCCGCACCACCUUCGACAAUACCUCCAACAGCAACCAGCCCACAGAAUCCCCAGCCCGAACCCACCGUUCCGGUCCCCAGUCCCAAGCCUUACGAAGAGACAACAGAAGAAGCUGAUCCGAUCGCCUCGCCUCACCCACCACUACCAGUCGCUCGUUCAUCCUUUUACUCGCUCACCGUACUUGUAUACACGACCCUACUUGUACACACGCCUGAUAUCCUUCUCUCCCUUUCUCAGUCGGGUACACUCACUGUCUGAGUAUUACGGACCCCGUGCUAUUCAUAUCCACACCCACCAAACAAACGACCCUCUUCUUCUUGCCUUGUGUCCUUUCCCUCUGCCGGCUCAAGGAUACCGAACGUCGACGGACCAACAAGCCCACAAACACAUUGCCUCGACUGCCUACAUCCGUCCUAGACCUAAGGUCUUUUUGUUCAUGUCAAAUUGAGGGGGAGGGAUUCAGCACCUACCUCCAUUGCCUUGCCGUACCUCACAUCUUACCUUGCACACCUCAUACCCUUACAGCCAGUAGUCGCCGUGCCACAGUGACACCGAGCAUUCCGACCGGCCAUCCCUUACCCAACUCGACCGAUCCCGCCCAUUUCCAGUUACAAGCGCAUGUUCUAGAUCGCAGUUGCCAGCGCAAUCCCAAAUAACAGCUCACCAAGCUCGAAGCGGGCUGCAACAACAGCACCAACCGCUGCCGCAGCGUCUGCUGUCGUUUGGGAGAGAGAGCCUCCCUCCAACUGUGUUUGGGACCUGCCAUGAGAUGAAAGGACCGACGCUGACGAUGGCCCCGGCCGUUGUCGAACCAGCACAUUCUUCUUACCUCCAUCGAUCACAUACGUCCGAUGACCGCCCUGACAUGGCGCCGUCAGUAGCAACAUCAACGGCAACCACCUGUCAGAGAGGACCGAGCGUGCAUGGUCGAGCUGCAUUCGAGCUGCCAUCAUUCGAUACCAUUCCCGAGUUUGACACGACGCUUUAUCUCGACGGCAAGGGGUCCAAGGAAGCAGCUACCCCAAAGGAGAAGGUGAUGCCGGGUCCGGUGGCCGUCGGGGCAACGCGAUCCGACCCGGUAAAGCCGCCCAAACCUUCAAGGGAUGAAGACAAGGAAAAUACCAGAGAAGGAAAGCAAAGGGAGAAGGACAUGGAGAAGCUGCAGAAGAGAGGCAGGAGGACGUCGUUGAUGGAACGCCGGAAAUCAUGGCUACCGUCGUCGAGGUCACCGUCAAAGAUCAAGGAGCCGCCGCUGCCCGAGAGGCCCGUGAUGCCCGAACGACCCAGCACUCACGCCGGAGACCACGUGGGUGCUGCUGCGUCAUCCGCAACCCCGGUACUACCGACGCGACCAGUCGAGCCCGAACGCCCCAGGACGGUAUCGGAGAGUUUCGCUACCUUUGCGAAGAAGUCAUGGAUGUCCACCUCCCGAUCACCAUCUCCAAAGAGAAUCCCAGAACCACCUGCUCCACCCCUACCUCGUCCUUCUCGCAGCAGGGCCUCGAGUAACGAUUCCAUCAAAACUGCCGAGGCGCCGCGCAAGAGGCCCAUCUCUAUGCUCGUGGACCCUGAGUCCGCCGCUUCCAAGAGCGCCGAGUCCUUGAAGCCGGCACGCACUCUCAACCGGACGAGCACGUUCCUGACCAAGAUGAAGCAGCGGCCAAAGAGCAUGCUUAUCACACUUGGAUCAGGCAGCGAUUCGGACGUUAACAGCGCGCCUGUGUCAACAAACACCUUGCCACCGCCGGGCGUCGCUCCGGUGAAUGAUCAGCGCAGUCAGAAGGACAAUCACAACAGCAACAACAACAUCGUCAACAACAUGAAAAAACCCGAAUCGAAGCCGGCCUCAGUCACCGAUUCUCACACCACCGCAGUAACGGACGAGUCGUGGAGCGAAAUGUCGGUCAACAAGGACACCAUUUGGUCUGCCUUCCGGACGCUCGAUACUGAGUGCGGAGGUUUCGUCACCAAGACCAUGGCUCAGCGGAUGCACAUGGUACGCGCAACCUUGUUGCCGUUUUUGCGGACCUAUAUGAACCACACCACCAACAAGGGACUCAGCCUCGAGGAUGUCGAGCGAAGGGCCAUUGUGCUAAACAAGUGGUGGAGCGGUCUGUUGGAGAUGUUGGACUCGCAAAACCAGCAGCUGGCCGGCGUCGACCGACCGGUUCUGCUUGAAGCUUUGACAAUGCUGAUGAUGCGACCUGAAUGGCGACAGACGACGACUUAUUUCAUGUCUUUGGCGGACCGCUCACCGAACGAGCGUGUGCGGCCUCGAUCGGGGACUCAAUCAACAGCAGACUCAUCGCAAGCAUCCAGCCAGGCGUUUCUUGCCGAAUCGGCCGAGCACAACGUCCGGACCAUGUUUGUGGGCAAUCUCAUGAAACAGAUGCAGAUUGUUGUGGACAAGAUGUCGCUCCGACACGCGCCUCUCAGUUUGGUCAAUUGGUGCGGCAAGGCCUGCGCAUACGGCUUCUUCUUUUGCCCGUCCGUCGCCGAAAUCCUGGUCCGCUUAUGGGAUCUGCGGCCAGAACUCAUCAGGCGGGCAGCUGAUGAGCUUGGCUUGCCAAAGAAGAACAGUGGUGAAAGCGAGGAUAUAAUGGCACUUUUCCCACCAAACCUUGGGAUUCUCGGCUGGCAAUCGCAGAAGACUAUCAGCGCCCGCUUUAAGGAGAGGGUCAAGCUUUCUGUCAUGGCAGCGAGAAUUCCUUGGUUCAGUCCUUGGGUGACUAGGUGGCGCGGCGGCGAUACUGACUUAUUCUUCAUUUUCUGCAAGUAUUACCAUAUUCUGUCCGAGGAGUUCAUGCCAGAGGGGCUGCCGUUGCUUGAAAAGGCCCGUUCUCCGGGUUUCGUGCUGGUUCAGGCGCAGAUUCUCGCUUGUAUCGAGUCUACUAUCCAUCGACAGGCCGAAGUGGAUGCGAUGAUGAACCCGCUGCCGCCCACAGACUCGUUUUACGGCGCCGACGCCGCCGCCACUUCGAUGACAGUCCCAGGAAACCUGCUGAAAAACAUGGCCGAGAACCGUCUCAUCGUGUUGCUGAAAGACAUUCUGGGCGAAUCGCUACCCGUUAUCGCUGCCGCGAGACGAACUUUCGCCGAAGCUUUCCUAGCCGUAACCCGCGCUGCUGCCCGUCGGGUAUCUGCCUUUGACCACAGCGCCGUUUUCACGCUGUGUGAUUUCUUGGAAGAGGCAUUGGUGGCCUACGACCAACUGGACGAUCUCGAAAACCCCAACAUUGCCAGCGGGAUCAAUUGGUCUUUUUGGCUUGAUGCAUGUCGGAAAAUGCUCGUCUCUGACAACGCCAUGACGGAAGUCCGACUGCUCUCAUUCAUGUUCUCGACUUGGGAAGCGGUCACUGCGAACCCCGAGAGGAAGAGAAUUGUGUGUCUGGACUGGUUGCUUUCCGAAGAAACGUUCGACACCUACUUCAACCACUGGUGUCCGAUGGUGCGAGGCUACUACAUGCGCCUGCUCUGCUGGCGGAUUUGUCGAGACUCCGGCUGCGCAAAUGAAGUUGAUGCUCAAAUAUUCGUCGCUGCUGCUGGCCGUCUCAAGACCGUCUGGGCGCAUUACCUCUACAUUCGCAACACCGCUGACGCCGCAGGAAAACUCCCUCCCUCUACCUCACCUUGUCUCCCUACGCCUGGCAAGAAGUUCAUGAUCAUCCGCACAGAGGUCAACAUUCCGCAGCCCGGCUAUUUCAACCAGCCCUUCGAUUCAUUCGCCAAAAUCGUUAACGGCGAUGGGGUUGUUGCAACCCCGACACCGCCAGAGCCGAAGGAGGUCGUUGCCAAGGCAGACAACAGCAAGAAACGAUGGUCUCUGCUCGGAAAGGUGCUUUCCUUGGGUGGCAACGGCUCUGACAGCGAGGAUAACAGCGACACGCCGCGCAAGGAGGCGUCAUCAAAGCCGGCCACAAUCUCGAAGCGUCGUCAAGGAGGUCCGCCACUGCCGCCCAAGAUCUCCACUUCUACCGCCUCCGCCACCACAACUUCCUCGGAUGGCAGCUCCCCGGGCGCCUCGCCUAUCUUCAUGGAGCAGAAGUUCGUCUUCAAGUUCACGUUGACCUGGCAGCCCCCUGCCGUUAUCCAGCCGCGCGAUCGCAUCCUCACACGCCCACGUCUCCCCGCCCCGGCGCAGGCGUGGGUCAGUGCCCGGUCUAGGAGUGGGAGCACGCCUCCUCCGAUGCCUGCCGGUCUGCCGGACCCUACCCGGCGUGUCUCCGGUUCCAAGAAGAAGGGUCUCGUUGAUGAAGCCAAGAACGCUAGUCCACUUGCAUCUCCGACACUUGAACGCAAGUCGUCCGUCACCACAGUGUCCUCGUCCUCGCUUGCACGCAGGCUCAGCAACAAGUUUGACUUUGAGAAUAACCCCGAUGCGGAGCUGAUGACGUUCGACUUUGAAGGCGCGGAGAAGUCUUCGGCAUCGUCAAUGUCAUCCGCCUCGUCCACGGCUUCAUCGCCUGUUGAAGGCAAGACAGAGGACGAGCAGCCGCUGUCGACCCCGUCUCAGCCUCAAUCUCAGGCCCAGCAGCAACAAAAGUCUGAGAGCCGUAGGAAUGGACCCGAGCCUUUGACGCAGCCCCUUCGUCCUACGGGCAUGUACACCAAGCGUGUCGUUUAUACCGGUCGCGCGCUGGCGGAGUGGAGCCUUGUCGUUGCGGAGUGCAAUGGUUUCGUCGAUCGGAGACGGGACGAAGGCGUUCUCGGCCUCAGUGAGGUUGAGGUUCCUAUGUUGACGGUCGAAGGCUUCCGUAAGAUGGGUUAAACAAACUCCUAUCCGCGAGCGCCCGCACUGCGUCCCAGGUCGCAUAACUUUGGGCGCCAAACUUGCAAAAUCCUUCUGACGACAACGAAAGUCACGACAGAUCUGGAUAGAAAUGCUGGACGUAUUUCAUCCCGCAUGACACAAUAACAGCACACUGAAAAGGGAAAGUACGACGUUAUGUCCAUCCUUUGCUGCCUGAUCUUAGACGGCGGCUUGUUGUCCAUUCCACGUUUGGGGGAUCUUUAGCAUCGCCACUGCAUUUUGCCACCUUGUUUAUCCAUCCGACGGUACGGACACUUCGAAAGGCUCUCGAACGAGCCUCUAUUUUUCAUUUCCGUUCCGGGGCUAUUGUUUCAAAUCCCCGCCCCGAGCAAAUCUAUUUUUCAAAGCUCAGGUGGCUUUUGCUCCUCUUCGUUGUCAGUAUUGUUCAACCCACCAUCAUCAAAGUAAUGAUAGUUUCUACCUCAUCUUCAUCUUGUGUGUAUUGUUUUCGAAACGGCGUUUGGCGGGGCUGGGAAACAGUGGAUUAACAAUCCUUGAAGUUCAUGUGUGUUGCGCAAGACAGGAUUGGGUCGGGAAAGAUUGAACAUCAGCAUUCGUUCUAUUCCUCGCUGCGUUUUCAGACUGGAGAAGACGGAGUGGGCAUUUGUUUUGUUCAGAUCGCACUGCAAACACACAGAUGCACGGGUCUUUUGUCGGUUUGUUCAAUUUCGGAAGGGCGGAGACAGUCAGGUAUAGAAGGAUAUAUCCCAACAAACAGCCAACAUCGAAACGAGAGACAGACAUGUUACUGAUCCGACUAUGAUGCUUCGCGACUAUGGCUUUGAACGUAGGUGUCGGUGAGAGGGGACAUAUGGAUGAGCUGAGAAGUCAAGGAACUGAACGGCUCAGGAGUGGCGACUUGUUGGCCGUAAGUGAGUUAACGACGCCCGAGGGUAAGGUAAAUAUCACUUGAGUAUCAAGAAAAAACGAUGUUGGGACGUAACAUGUAUGAAGAUCUGCUCUUUCGGGACCUAUUUCGGCGCGGGUC
This is a messenger RNA of Colletotrichum destructivum, 6344 nucleotides long. RefSeq lists its product as uncharacterized. Bases 1316 to 5314 code for a protein of 1332 amino acids. The record is from RefSeq and is a predicted model, not a curated record. Lineage: Eukaryota; Fungi; Ascomycota; Sordariomycetes; Glomerellales; Glomerellaceae. The transcript is spliced from 2 exons.